Messenger RNA from Leptidea sinapis, 1473 nucleotides. RefSeq lists its product as uncharacterized. The record is from RefSeq and is a predicted model, not a curated record. Lineage: Eukaryota; Metazoa; Arthropoda; Insecta; Lepidoptera; Pieridae. The transcript is spliced from 9 exons. Bases 325 to 1473 code for a protein of 382 amino acids.
GAGGUCGCCCCGAGAAGACUACGAUCAUCCCAGGAGUGUUCUGAACUUCUGGAAGGAGCUGGUUGGAAGGACUGGACAGCACUGCACGCAAACUGGAUCCAACUGAGUGUGUUUGGUAGAAGACUGAGUGCUCCAUCUUCGGGGUCAGCUCGUUUGCGGGCAUUCCAACGGAAACGAGCUGAGCAGACCAGGGCUGAAGGAGAACAGUUGGCUCGAGAGAAGCGAGAGCAACGCAUCAGGGACAAACACGACCAACAGAAACAGGCUCGGGAAGAACUGGCGUCGUACGAACCAUGGGGUCGAGCAGGAGGCGGUGCGCCCAACAUGCGCGGAGUUAGAUUUUCUAACAUAAGAGCCCUUGGUAUAUUUCCUGAAGACGAACUUAAGGGAAUCUCAGGGAACGAGGCUUAUCAGAGCUGGUCGUCUCCUCAACGAAGACGCCGCACCCCGCUGCGUCUCAGAGAAGAUCCGCAACUUUACUUCGCGGAUAUCCUGCGCCAAAGCGUUGACAACGAUAUAAGAUACAAGCAAACACCAAAGCAGCAACAGGCUUAUAAACAAAUAUUAGAUGAUUUAGUUGAACAAAGAAAAAAAGCUAUAAAAGAUGAUAUAAAAAAUAACCUGGAGUAUGAGCGAAAAAUGCAAAAAUUGGACGGUCCGUGGGGAAAACCAGGUCCUGGUGGAAAAAUUUGGAGGAACCCUCGCGAUAUUGGACUUAAUUUCACUAAAUCGAUGGGUUGGACAGAUAACGACCUGUUCAGUAAAAUUAAAGGUGAUCAUAGAAUCCGUAAAAGGACUUUAUUCACAUUACCAGAUUUACAGAAUGGAGACGAAUGUAAAGAUAUUAUUACAACAAAAAAAAAGGAAGAUAAAGACCUCGAUAAAUUACCAAAUAUAAAACCUAACAGAACAGAGUACUGCGCAAACUAUUGCGACAAAAAUGAGCACCAAAAUAAUGUUAAGUAUAAAAGUAAAAAUGCAACAUCGACACAAAGUAAAAAGCAAAAAUUUGUAAAAAGAUUAUCCAAUGGUGAACGACUGAUAAAGAAAUUUCCAGAAGAAAUCAAUUCUAAUGGAGAGAAUUUGGAUGAGAAGAAGUUAACGCCGGAGGCAACUAUAUUGCGUCUCACAGGCGGUGUGGAACUUGUUCCUCUGUUAGCUAGACGAAGGCGUGUAGGUGCCCGUACUCUCCCAUCGAGUGAUGUGACCCGACCUCCCGAGCAGUCGUGUCUAUGGCGAGAUAUGUUUAACGAUGAUUAUUUGAAAACACUUCAACAACAGAUCCGAGUAAAAUAUCAACAAAAAGAGGAGAAACGGGUGGACUCAGCUGAAAACAACCGUCGUCACCAGGAGACGUGGGCGUCUCUGUGGGGCAGGCCAGGCCACGGUGCGCCUCAACCACGAGGUAGAUACGCUCGCAGUAACUUGGCACAACUGCUGUAUGUUCCGAUCGCAAAUGAUAUUAAAACAUAG